Molecule: messenger RNA, 985 nt
Organism: Nicotiana tabacum (common tobacco)
Lineage: Eukaryota; Viridiplantae; Streptophyta; Magnoliopsida; Solanales; Solanaceae
Source: RefSeq, a predicted model, not a curated record
AUGUCUCUGAACAACCGUCCUCAGGGAACAUUACCUGCAGAUACCCAGAUUAAUCCAAAAGAUCAGGGCCCAAAGCAGCUGAUGGUGGUGAGUCUCCGUAAUGGCAGGGAUCUAGAUGUAGAACAAGAGAGAGCUCAAGAAAAUAUACAGGCUGAGACAUUCAUUCCACUGCCCAUUGAGCUGGAUGAGUCUACGAUACUGAUAGAAGUGACAGUCCAACCUGCUCAGGAAGAAAAGAACAUUCAGCAGGAGAUCGAGAAAGUAGAUGAGCCAGUUGAAGAGCCAGUAGUUAAAAUAGAAUCUGAUAAAGAGAAGUCCCAAGUGAUUGGGAAGAAGAGACCUCCUGCACCCUUUCCACAGACGUUGGCCAAGCAUCAAAAGGAGGAGCAGUAUAAAAAGUUCUUUGAAAUGCUCAAACAGAUCCAGGACUUGAUGCCCCGGAAAUUUGAUUUUCAAGACUUGGCUACGGUUACACUUACUCGGACCUGUAGUGCAGUGGUGACGAUACCUAUUGCUGAAAAACUGUCUGAUCCAGGUAGCUUUACAAUUCCAUGCACUAUUGGGAAUUUCGCCUUUGAUAAGGCACUCUGUGAUUUAGGGGCCAACAUUAAUUUUAUGCCCCUAGCUAUCUAUAAGAGGUUGGGCAUUGGGAGAGCUAGACCCACCUCCAUGUUGCUGCAGCUGGCCGAUAGGACUGUGAAGCGUCCAUUCGGAAGACCAUUCUUGGCCACGGGGAGAGCUCUAAUUGACUGUGAUACUGGGGAACUCAAAAUGAGACUCAAUGAUGAGGAAAUAACGUUCAAUGUGCAGAAGUCUAUGAAGCAACCAAGCGAGUUCGCCAAUUGCUCUCUUAUUGAUGCCAAGGAUGUAAUUGUAGAUUCUGAUGAUGAGGUGUUGACAAUUGAGGACCCUCUUGCUGCAUGUUUGAUGAACUUAGAUGAAGUGAAUGGGGAGGAUUUGGCGGAAUGGGUGUUGGCAUUGGAAG